AUGCGUAUCAAGUUAUCGUAUGUGGCUGAUGACGACUCGGUCAAUGACGGAGCAGACCAACCCGCGCAAGAGCAGGUGUCAAGGCUCCCGCUACUCGACUGUGAAUCCCCUCAUCGCGAACCAUGCUGCGAUCCGGAUGAUUCAGUUCCAAACUCUUCUUUGCCCGAUACUGAGCAGUCUCAAAAUCAUGUCGGUAACUCUCACAAGAUCGGCAUCAUUGGUGCUGGGAUAGCAGGUCUUUACAUCGCCAUGAUUCUAGAUGACCUUGCCAUCGCGGAUCUCACUUAUGAAAUUCUUGAGGCUAGUUCUCGAGUAGGUGGGCGACUGUUUACGCACCAUUUCAGCAGUGACAAGCACGACUAUUAUGACGUUGGUGCCAUGAGAUAUCCCAAGGUUCCGCCCAUGCGGAGAGCCUUCCGCUUAUUCCAUGACACAAAGGUUCCACUCAUACCAUACUAUAUAAUGGACAGAGAAAGCUGUCCCAGGUAUUUCAACGGAAGAUUCUCUGCACCUGACGAUGCCGAUCCACAUCACGUCGGUGAGGGCAACGGCGGUUCAGUUCCUGAUUUUGUGGUGGCUCAAUCCCGGGAGCUUCUGGAACGGGAAUAUGCACGCUAUAAGGAGGGUCUGAGGCAAGAUUUUUCGACUGGUAUUGAGGAGCUCUUGAAAUCCGAUGAUGUCAGUACUCGACAGCAUCUCGCUCACGGUGGGUUACGCCGCGCCCGGCCCAAGUACGACUUUUUCAGUAUCCAAUGGCUGGAGAGGCAGAGCACAUACACUGGCUUCUUUGAGAGGGCAUUUUCCGCCAGUGUGCUGAGAUCAUACUUGACCAUUGGGGUUUCGUGGUGGUGCAUUGACGGAGGCUCCGGCGUCCUGAUUGAUGCGAUGCGAAGGCGGAUCCGAAACCAGGUCGAAACCAAGAAACAUGUCACGGCUGUUACGAUGGCUCGAGACAUGUCUGAAGAGAACAACUUGUCAAUCCAUGUCCAAGGCGAAUAUCAGCCUCGUACGGGAUUUAGCACGGUAUUCAGCACCACCACUCUAGGCGCCCUGGAACGUAUCGAUCUGGCAAGCCUGGACUUGCAUCCCUCACAAAGUGAGGCCAUCCGUGCGAUGCACUACGAAGACGCGACCAAAGUGGCCAUCAAAUUCAAAUACCCUUGGUGGAUUGUUCACUGUGGCAUACGCCGUGGCGGCAUGGGCAUGACGGACUUGCCGAUGCGAAGUUGUGUGUACCCUUCAUACAAUAUCCUCGACGGUCCUGACGGGCCAUCGGUCCUUAUUGCAUCGUAUACACAAGGCCAAGAUGCACGUCGUAUUGCGUCUCUGAUCGGUGCGUCUGCGUCGGAUGGUGAGCCGCUCAUCGAUCUGAUAUUACGGGACCUGGCGACGCUACACGGCCAGCAUGUGACGUAUGACAUGAUCAAGGACGCAUACACUGGCGAGUAUCAUGCCUAUUCGUGGGGAAACGACGGCUAUGCUUCGGGCGCACAUGCAUCUCCUAGUCCUUCACAAGUCAAAAAUCUACUGCCAUUCUUGACGCGGCCCGCCGCACAAGGAAAAUUCCAUAUUGUUGGCGAAGCCUCGAGUCUUCAUCACGGCUGGAUAGUGGGCGCUUUGGACAGUGCCUACAGCGCCGUGAAUCAAUUUUUACGAUUGUACGGUCUGGAGGACGCGAUUGAACAUCUUGAGAAACGCUGGGGUCUGUCUGAUGAAGUUGAAAGUGAGUGUCAGGAGAAGUCGGGAGCACAUUAA
This is a messenger RNA of Metarhizium brunneum ARSEF 3297, 1755 nucleotides long. RefSeq lists its product as uncharacterized. Gene Ontology annotation, molecular function: L-amino-acid oxidase activity. Gene Ontology annotation, biological process: amino acid catabolic process. NCBI's taxonomy places the organism in Eukaryota, Fungi, Ascomycota, Sordariomycetes, Hypocreales, Clavicipitaceae. The record is from RefSeq and is a predicted model, not a curated record.